This is a messenger RNA of Musa acuminata AAA Group (dessert banana), 1000 nucleotides long. RefSeq names its product protein NRT1/ PTR FAMILY 4.4-like. Gene Ontology annotation, biological process: transmembrane transport. The record is from RefSeq and is a predicted model, not a curated record. Bases 16 to 870 code for a protein of 284 amino acids. Gene Ontology annotation, cellular component: membrane. The transcript has a single exon. Lineage: Eukaryota; Viridiplantae; Streptophyta; Magnoliopsida; Zingiberales; Musaceae. Gene Ontology annotation, molecular function: transmembrane transporter activity.
UUACUUCUUCCCCAAAUGGUCACUGCAUUGCCUUUCUUCCUGUGCACUGCUGCAGAAGUGGAGCAGGUCAAGAUCAUCGUCUCGGUGAUCCCCAUCUUUGCAUGCACCAUAAUCUUCAACACCGUCCUGGCGCAGCUGCAGACCUUCUCAGUCCAACAAGGGAGCGCCAUGAACACCCGACCCGCCAAGUCCUUCCAAGUCCCGCCCGCGUCGCUCCAAGCCAUCCCCUACAUCAUGCUCAUCCUACUCGUCCCCCUCUACGAGACAUGCUUCGUCCCUCUGGCCCGAAGGCUCACGGGAGACGACUCCGGGAUCGCUCCCCUGCAGCGCAUCGGUGUCGGCCUCUUCACCGUCACCUUCUCCAUGGUUGCCGCAGCCGUGAUCGAGAAGAAGAGGAGGGAGGCGUACGUCGACUCCGGCGAGCAGCUCUCCAUCAUUUGGAUCGCCCCGCAGUUCCUCAUCUUCGGGCUGUCGGAGAUGUUCACGGCCGUGGGUCUCAUCGAGUUCUUCUACAAGCAGUCAACGGCAGGGAUGCAGUCCUUCUUGACGGCCAUGACCUACUGCUCCUACUCCUUCGGGUUCUACUUGAGCUCCCUUCUCGUGUCGCUCGUGAACAGGAUCACAUCGAGCUCAUCCAGGGAUGGGUGGCUAAGCGACAAUGACCUCAACAAGGAUAGGUUGGACCUCUUCUACUGGCUACUGGCUGCCCUCAGCCUUGUCAACUUCUUCAGCUACCUUCUCUGCUCGAGAUGGUACUCUGGCAGUCGAUCUCUAUCAGCUAAUCCACCACCAUCUGGUCUCCAUGGUGAAGACAACCACCUCAGUUUCACUUCUUCCUCUAAGCAUGUUGCAGCUGAGGCUAUUCUGUAGAGAGCAGUCAUCAUCCCUUCAGUGAUUUUUUCGUCUUUAAUCUUCACUCUUGAUCUUGUACUAAUAUAAGAAGAAAGGGUAAAAAGAAGAAAAAGAAGCACGAAAUUUAUCGUCUUACUUCUUCCCCAAA